Messenger RNA from Perca fluviatilis (European perch), 4761 nucleotides. Its product is annotated as NACHT, LRR and PYD domains-containing protein 3-like. The record is from RefSeq and is a predicted model, not a curated record. NCBI's taxonomy places the organism in Eukaryota, Metazoa, Chordata, Actinopteri, Perciformes, Percidae. Bases 137 to 3787 code for a protein of 1216 amino acids. The transcript is spliced from 11 exons. Gene Ontology annotation, molecular function: protein binding.
UGUGAGGAAGUGAUGAAGACAGACAGCAGCAGCGUCUGUCAGUGUCUGCAGACGGAGGAGGACGUCUCUCUGACCUCACCUGGACGUGACUUUAACAGGUGAGCAGUCUGACAGAUGAGAGGCUGAGUUCAGCAGCAUGGAUCAGUGUGAGGUCAGAGGAACCACUCUGUGUGGGGAACAGGACAGCCAGACCAAAGCUCAGAGGAACAAAAAGAUGGAGACGCCUAAAAAAGUCGUCCUGGGAAUUUUAGAAGACUUGGGAGCUGAGGACUUUGGAACAUUUAAGUGGCACCUGCAGGGAGCACUUGAAGACUUCCCAGAAAUCCCAAAGAGUAAACUGGAGAAUGUAAACAGGGAGAACACAGUGGAUACGAUGUUCCAGACCUACUGUAUAAACACUAUUAAUGUGACCAGAAUAGUUUUAAUGAAUAUCAAUCGAAAUGAUCUAGUGGAGAAGUUAACAUGUCAUGGAGAAGUCAACAUACCAGAACCUGCAGAAAUUCUUGCUGCGUGCCAGCACAAAGUCAAAUCCAACUUACAUAAGAUGUUCCAGCAUGUGUUUGAAGGAAUUGCUAAAGCAGGAAACAAAACCCCUCUGAGUAAGAUGUUCACAGAGAUCUACAUCACAAAUGGAGGGACUGCAGGGGUCAAUACUGAACAUGAGAUCAGACAGAUUGAAACAGCAUCCUGGAAACCAGAAAGACCAGAAACAACAAUCACAUGUGAAGACAUAUUUAAAACCCCACCUGGAAAAGAUGAACCAAUCAGAACCGUGAUGACAAAGGGAGUGGCUGGCAUCGGGAAAACAGUCUUAACACAGAAGUUCACUCUGGACUGGGCUGAAGACAAAGCCAACCAGGACAUCCAGUUCACAUUUCCAUUCACCUUCAGAGAGCUGAAUGUGUUGAAAGAGAGAAAGUUCAGCUUGGUGGAACUUGUUCAUUACUUCUUUAGUGAAACCAAAGAAGCAGGAAUCUGCAGGUUUGAAGAUUUCCCGGUUGUGUUCAUCUUUGACGGUCUGGAUGAGUGUCGACUUCCUCUGGACUUCCUCAACACUCAGAUCCUGACUGAUGUUACAGAGUCCACCUCAGUUGAUGUGCUGCUGACAAACCUCAUCAGGGGGAAACUGCUUCCCUCUGCUCGCCUCUGGAUAACCACACGACCUGCAGCAGCCAAUCAGAUCCCUCCUGAGUGUGUUGACAUGGUGACAGAGGUCAGAGGGUUUACUGACCCACAGAAGGAGGACUACUUCAGGAAGAGAUUCAGAGAUGAGGAGCAGGCCAGCAGAAUCAUCUCCCACAUCAAGACAUCACAAAGCCUCCACAUAAUGUGCCACAUCCCAGUCUUCUGCUGGAUCACUGCUGCAGUUCUAGAAAAGGUGUUGAAGACCAGAGAGGGAGGAGAACUGCCCAAAACUCUGACUGAGAUGUACAUCCACUUCCUGGUGGUUCAGUCAAAACGGAAAAAAGUCAAGUAUGAUGGAGGAGCUGAGACAGAUUCACACUGGAGUCCAGAGAGCAGGGAGGUGAUUGAGUCUCUGGGAAAACUGGCUUUUGAGCAGCUGCAGAAAGGCAACCUGAUCUUCUAUGAAUCAGACCUGACAGAGUGUGGCAUCGAUAUCACAGCAGCCUCAGUGUACUCAGGAGUGUUCACACAGAUUUUUAAAGAGGAGAGUGCACUGUACCAGGACAAGGUGUUCUGCUUCAUCCAUCUGAGUGUUCAGGAGUUUCUGGCUGCUCUUCAUGUCCAUCUGACAUUCACCAACUAUGGAGUCAACCUGCUGUCGGGAAAACAAACAACAUCAUGGCUGCCAAAAGUCUUCAGAGAAAAACUAAAACAUCUCCACCAGAGUGCUGUGGACAAGGCCUUACGGAGUCCAAAUGGACACCUGGACUUGUUCCUCCGCUUCCUCCUCGGUCUUUCUCUUCAGACGAAUCAGAAUCUCCUGCGAGGUCUGAUGACACAGACAGGAAGUAGCUCACACACCAAUCAGGAAACGGUCGAGUACAUCAAGAAGAAGAUCAACAAGGAUCUGUCUGCUGAGAGAAGCAUCAAUCUGUUCCACUGUCUGAAUGAACUGAAUGAUCAUUCUCUAGUGGAGCAGAUCCACCAGUACCUGAGUUCAGGAUGUCUCUCCACAGAUAAACUGUCUCCUGCUCAGUGGUCAGCUCUGGUCUUCAUCUUACUCUCAUCAGAAGAAGAUCUAGACGUGUUUGACCUGAAGAAAUACUCUGCUUCAGAUGAGGCUUUUCUGAGGAUGCUGCCAGUGGUCAAAGCCUCCAACAAAGCUCUGUUGAGUGGCUGUAACCUGUCAAAGAAAACCUGUGAAGAUCUGUCCUCAGUUCUCAGCUCUGAGUCCUCUAGUCUGAGAGAGCUGGACCUGAGUAACAACAACCUGCAGGAUUCAGGAGGGACGCUGCUGUCGGCUGGACUUCAGAGUCCACACUGCAGACUGGAGACUCUCAGGCUGAGUGGCUGUAAUCUGUCAGAGAUCAGCUGUGAAGUUCUGUCCUUAGUUAUCAGCUCCCAGUCCUCUAGUCUGAGAGAGCUGGACCUGAGUAACAACAACCUGCAGGAUUCAGGAGGGAAGCUGCUGUCAGCUGGACAUCAGAGUCAUUACUGUAAACUGGAGACUCUCAGGCUGAGUGGUUGUAACCUUUUAGAGAGAAGCUGUGAAGUUCUGUCCUCAGUUCUCAGCUCCCAGGCCUCUAGUCUGAGAGAGCUGGACCUGAGUAACAACAACCUGAAGGAUUCAGGAGGGAAGCUGCUGUUGGCUGGACUUCAGAGUCCACACUGUAACCUGAAGACUCUCAGACUGAGUGGCUGUGAUCUGUCAGAGAGAAGCUGUGAAGCUCUGUCCGCAGUUCUCAGCUCCCAGUCCUCUAGUCUGAGAGAGCUGGACCUGAGUAACAACAACCUGCAGGAUUCAGGAGGGAAGCUGCUGUCGGCUGGACUUCAGAGUCCACACUGUAGAAUGGAGACACUCAGUCUGUCAGGCUGUCUGAUCUCAGUGGAAGGCUGUUCUUCUCUGGUCUCAGCGCUGAGCUCCAACCCCUCCCACCUGAGAGCGCUGGACCUGAGCUACAAUCAUCCAGGAGACUCAGGAGUGAAGCUGCUGUUGGCUGGACUUAAGGAUCCACUCUGGGGACUGGAAACUCUCAGGGUGGAGCCUGCUGGAGUCAGAUGGUUGACACUAGGUCUGAGGAAGUAUUCCUGUCAACUCACACUGGACACAAACACAGUGAGCAGAGACCUCAAACUGUCUGACAACAACAGGAAGGUGACAUUAGUAAAGGAGUUUCAUUCAUAUCCUGAUCAUCCAGAGAGGUUUGACUGGUCUCAGCUGCUGUGUAGAGAUGGUCUGACUGGUCGCUGUUACUGGGAGGUUGAGAGGAGAGGAGAGGUUUCUAUAUCAGUGAGUUACAGAGGAAUCAGCAGGAGAGGAGACAGACAUGACUGUUUGUUUGGAUUUAAUGAUCAGUCCUGGAGUCUGAUCUGCUUAGAUGAUGGUUACUCUGUCUGUCACAAUAACAGAGUAACAGGCCUCCCUCUCUCCUCCUCCUCUGUCUCUGGUAGAGUAGCAGUGUAUGUGGACUGUCCUGCUGGCUUUCUGUCCUUCUACACAGUCUCCUCUGACUCACUGAUCCACAUCUACACCUUCAACACCGCAUUCACCCAGCCUCUUUAUCCUGGGUUUGGGUUCUCAUCCAUGUCAUAUGGUGGCUCAGUGUCUCUGUGUCCUGUGGAGGACGGGGAGUCUCCUCCUGUCAGAGAACCAGACAGUUGAGCUAUAGUUCCUUUACACAUUCAGAUUAUUAAAACUAAAUACAAUCAGAUAAUAAAUGAUGAUGUAUUAUUACAGAUUACUAGCUGCAAAGUCAUUAGUCAUUAGAAACCAGUAACAUACUGAUUAUUCUGCAGAAUCACCAAUUUUACUUGUGGUACUCUAAGUAUUUUUAUGCUGAUACUUUUGUACUUUUACUUAUUUCUACACUGUGGUAUCAGUACUUUAACUUGAGUACUUUGUGGUAUAUUUUAUAUUCUUAUUUUUUAUUUUGAUAUAAUAUUUUUAUUUUGUUAUUAUAAUUCUAAGAGUCAGUCAGUUUUGUCAUUAGUAAACCUUCAUACAGAUCUGUUCCACUCAUCUCCACGUUUGUUUUCUCCCCUGAGUGAUUUUGAUUGGCUGGCCACAUUUGAACCAAAUUUAUUGAAUAUAAAGUUAUAAACAAUGAUUGAGCACAGGGGAAUGUUCAUCUCUAAAAGACAGACAGACACAGAGAUGGUGUAACAUCAACUUCAUUCGACAAGGACACUAGCCUUGGUCCAAUGGUGAAUGAAUUUAUUGACUGGUGUGAACGCUCAUUCCUAAACAUUAAUGUCUUGAAAACUAAAUAAAUGAUUAUUGAUUUCAGGAAGAAGCCUCUGCCAAGUUCAAUGAGCAUCGACUAAACAGCAUUGUUAAGAGGGAUUCACUUUGUAGAAUUUCCCUUUUAUACAGAGUUAGUGUCACAAGGAAGGCCUUGUCUUGUGAAUUCAGACUGCUGCCAUCUGGUCUCAGGUACCUAGUACCCAGGUGUAACACCAAGAGAUGGAAGAGCUCAUUUGUACCUGUUGGCAUUGGCCUCAUUAAUACCUUGAUAUAAUUAGUCCGUAUGGAAUAUGAAUGUAAGUUAUGUUGUGUAUGGAAUGCUGUCUUCUGUUCUCUGCUGUCUGUAGAAAGAAUUGCCCCAUUUGGGGAUAAUAAAGUUUACUUGAUCUUGA